Punica granatum (pomegranate) is the source of this 1610-nucleotide messenger RNA. NCBI's taxonomy places the organism in Eukaryota, Viridiplantae, Streptophyta, Magnoliopsida, Myrtales, Lythraceae. The record is from RefSeq and is a predicted model, not a curated record.
CUACCCAUGCCAUUUAUUGUGUCCUGUGACCAAUUCAUUGUUUUUCCCCCCCUCCCCCCUUCUCUUCCCCUCCAGCAAUGGACUUGGGUCCUGAGCCACCAAUGAAGAGGCCGAGGAGCUCCGAUCCCGACGAGGGCCGGCCCGUGUCCGGGAUGGAGAGGCUGCCCCGUGAGAUCAUCCUCGACAUACUCUCCCGCCUCCCCGUCACAUCCAUCAUACGGUUCAGGCUCGUGUCCCGGGCCUGGAGGGAAUUAGCCCGGGACCCGCUGCUCCCUGAGGCGCAGCUUGCUCGGACGGCGAGGUUCGAGCCGUUCCUGAUCUUUCACUGUGACUCCCCGAUCCGGAACGACCUCUACUUCGCUAAAUUAUUGGCCCAUGACAGGAGCGCUAAGGUCCUGACCAGGAAAUUCCACCCGCCUUUCUGGCACAACAUGGCUGAGUUCGAGGUGGUCGGUUCGUGCAACGGAAUUCUCUGUUUGGCCGAUUCGUUAUACAAGGAAUCGAUAUAUCUAUACAAUCCGUUCACGGGGGAUCACCGGUUACUGCCCCGGCCGAAGCAGUAUCCCAACCAGGAAGCGGCGUUCGGGUUCGGGGUAGACCAGAAGACUGGGGAGUACAAGGUGGUGAAGGUCGUAUACUACACCAAGUCAACCAGCGCGCCCACGAGGACCAGGCGGAUCGCGUACCAGCUCUCCGACCUGCAGGUGCUUACGGUUGGCCGUGACAGAGACUGGAGGAGCCUCGGGAAGGUGCCAUACCAGAUCGCAAGGCGGCCCUCGGAGGCUCUACUAUGCGGGAGGCUCCACUGGGUCACGAGGCCGAGGCGGUACCGGCGGCUCGUGUCGUUCGACCUGUCGGAGGAGCGGUUCGAGGAGGUACCGGUCCCAGGAGCCGGCCCGCUGAACUGGUGCAACUACCAGCUGAUGGUCCUAGGUGGGUCCCUGUCAGCAAUCGUGUACUGCUACCAUGGGAGGAUCGAGAUCUGGGUCAUGAAGGUGUACGGGGAGAAGGACUCCUGGGCCAAGGAAUUCAACAUCGGGGCCCACGUCCCCAAGGGCCUCCGGCAGCAGAGCCUCAACCUGCCGUCGAAGAUCUGCCGGAGCCUCACCGGCAGGGUCAGGGCCCUGUGCAUGCUGGAGGACAGUGGGGAGAUACUGUUGGAGUAUAAGGGCAGGGCUCUCGUGGCUUAUGACCCUAAGAAGGGCAAGUUUAGGGACGUCCUCUACAAGGGCACCCCUCCUUGGUUCCAGGCGUUCGUCCACCUCGGCACCCUAAAUUGGGUCGACGGACAGCCACUCCACUAAUCACCUCGGGCGUGUGCAGCAGGGACGACUCAGGAAUCUAACUAGAAAGGAAGAAUUUCUCUUCGCCUGAAAGUUUCUUAUCAAUGAAUAGGUAUGUCUGCACAAAAAAAAAAAAAAAAAAAAACCUCAUUCCUACCGAAAGAAACAUAUCUCGUUUGCUGAAAGUUCUGUCAUCGAGUCAAUAAUUUGUUCAAUUGGUACCAUUAUUGAUCCAUUACAUGCAUUGGAAUUCCAUUAGAUUUAAGCUGUGUAUAUACUAUAUUACAAGUGAAUUGACAUUGUAGAGGAUUCACCGCUUUGCAUUAA